CAUGAGUAUUAUGUCAAUCAAAGUAUGUUCAUCAAGGAAAACCUGUUAUUUUUCUUCAUCUUAGCAACUGCAUACUGUAAUAGGGACCAGUUCGAGAAGCGGGAUAGAUUUAAAAUAUUGAGAGAGCUAUGUGGAGAGGGGGUUCGAUCUAUUGGGUUUAGUGUUUGCUUGACUCUUCUGAAACAACAGGAACAGCUUAGAAUGAUGGGAAAACGAGGCUCUGGUAUCGAGGUUCACGAACCUGAGACAACCUACAACGAAGCCGACAUCCAUAAUGCUAUUUUGUCAGGAGACUUCUCUUUUAUGAACUUUGACAGGGAGUUAGAGGUACUUCUCAAUAAAUUACUAAAGGAUGAUGAUUAUAUAAAGGCGAUUAGAAACUCGAGGGAACAAGACUCCGACCAAGAUAAUUUUUCCCGUCAAAGCCGUUCCAACAAUAUAUUCCGGCAAAGCCGAUCAGGCAACAUGUUCCGUCAAAGCCGUUCCGCAAACGAAAAUGUUUUCCGACAAAGCAGAGCCGACAAUUUAUUCCGUCAGAGUAGAUCAUUAAACGGAAUGAUGCGGCUGGGAAGAUCCCCUCAGGAGAACUUUUUCCGUCAAAGUAGAAGUACGGUGGAUACAGGAAAUCUGUUCCGGCAAAUGAGAAGUGACAACCUGGAAAAUCUGUUCCGUCAGAGCCGGUCAGUCCUACCUGUGGCCGCCGAAAGAACGCCGAAGACUUCAUAUCCUACGGGAAUGACACAAAGGAGUAAUGCUAGGCUUCAAACAUUAAUCAAAAACUUAUUGGAUCAAGAGAUGUUAAAGAAUCAUUACAGGAAUAUAAUCAAGGAUCAUCAUUAUUAUAUCAGGAAAAUUAAAUGUUUAAUUUGUUUAGUAUAAAUAUAUGUGAAAAAUUUUAUUUAAAAAUGUUAAGAAAUCCAUAUUAAUGUGAUUUUGAUUGAAAAACACUGAUUGUAUAAAAUUGUAAAUUCAGAGAUAGAUCAUGCCUGUCACUGUGUCACCAUUGCAAUACAUCAAAUUUCGUGGAUUUUCUCAGAAUUGUUUUGCGAGGUUUCAAAUAUUAUGAACAGAAGCAGCUACUUAAACAGAGGCUGGGUUAACUAGUUACUUCUGUAAACUUGUAAUUGUUGUUAAAAUAAAUAUUACUAACUGCUGACAA
Molecule: messenger RNA, 1159 nt
Organism: Eurytemora carolleeae
Lineage: Eukaryota; Metazoa; Arthropoda; Copepoda; Calanoida; Temoridae
Exons: 13
Coding region: 25-879 (284 amino acids)
Source: RefSeq, a predicted model, not a curated record